UUAUCUGAGCGCGACUCAGGGCGAUUGUGACGGCAGAGGUGCAGAGCCCGGAUAGGUAGGCUUAUCUUGAUUGACAGUCGCGCUCGCGCUCGGUAGUAGAUUCAGAGCGCUGUAGCUUGGCGCUGUCCACACGAGAGCAGGUUCUGAAACGCGCCGUGAGCUCGUGCAGUGAUUGCGCGGUGAGGACGGAGGAUCGGGCACUGCUUCUCGCCGACGGAGCGCUCACACGGGAAGAACAUCCGACGCGACCAGACCGACAAAUUACACUACCUUAUCAGACAUCUGAGACUUUCCGUGGAUUUUUACGCACUGGUUCAAAACUUGAUAAACCCAGUUUUCUUCUUCAGGACAUUUCUUGGACAUUUUUUUUCAAGUUAAAAUUCUUCGCGCAAUGGCUGUUUUUUAUUUUCUAUUUAACUUUGGCAAACAUUUUGAUUCGGGGUUCAUACCACGUACUUUGUAAUCUCAUAAAUCCACGGUCGUAUGUCUUUUGUUUGGGGAUCUUCGUGUUGUCGGAGUUAACCUGCAUUUUGUUUCUUUCUAAAAAGAGAGUCUGAGAACGCGUUUUGGGCGAUCAGAAGAUCAAGAUGCAAGGAAACGCAAGGUUUACGUGAAGAUACGACGGACAUGAAAUAAAUGAGUUGGUUUGUCAGAAACCUCACCCGGAUUGUACAGACCCCUGUUAGAGACGCGCUCUGACAGUGCGAACCUCAGUCACAGUUCACGGGUCACGGUCAGUGGAGCGAGGAUGUCAAGAUAGAGCUUGGAAACGAGACUUCUACAUUUUUAUCUAAAGCUUAAGACUGUUCGGACUAAUAUUACAAAUUGUAGAUAUCGCCAGGACUUUUUCUUGAAAUUCAGUUUUUGUGAAUCCCAGCUGAUGUCUGAGUUGGUUCACCCUGGAUGUUGGGCCGCAGAAGCAGUUGUGUGAUCCUGCAUGGUUGUACCCUGACCGCCCAUUUACAUUUUUUGUUGAUUAAUUAAUGUUGAAUCAGAUAAAUUGUUAUUUAUGAAUGACCUCUUUUCCUUUACCCCGGUGAGAAUCACAAAAUCUAUUUACGUAUAUUCUUCUGUUCUUGACCUUAGGCCUUAUAGGGGCUUCAGGUUCAAUAGUUUAUUUUCCAAACAAAGUUUCUGUGGACUUCCACACAGCUGAAACUGUUUAAGAGAAACAUUUCCGAGCAGAGAGGACAGAAUACACACGCAGAAACCUUUGAAAGAGCAAGAAAAGGACAUUCUAAACUUUUUGGUGUUUUUUUCACUGGAAGGCCUGUUCUACUGACCGAUGGAAAUCCACUGCAAACACGACCCGUUCGCAGCGAUGCACAGGCAUGGAGGGGUGAAUCAGCUGGGUGGGGUGUUUGUAAACGGGCGUCCCUUGCCUGACGUGGUGAGGCAGAGGAUAGUAGAGUUGGCCCAUCAGGGCGUACGUCCGUGUGACAUCUCCCGCCAGCUCCGGGUCAGCCACGGCUGCGUCAGCAAGAUACUGGGCAGGUACUAUGAGACAGGCAGCAUCAGACCUGGGGUGAUCGGAGGCUCCAAACCAAAGGUUGCUACACCCAAAGUCGUGGACAAAAUCGCUGAUUACAAACGCCAAAACCCCACCAUGUUUGCCUGGGAGAUCCGAGACAGACUGCUGGCAGAGAGAGUGUGUGACAAUGACAGCGUGCCCAGCGUCAGCUCAAUCAACAGGAUCAUUCGCACUAAAGUCCAGCAACCACCCGGCCAAUCAGGACCUCUCUCUGCCCAUAACUUAGCCUCUACAGUGGCAGUGACCCAGGUAUCUGCAGUAACCAGUGAUGCUGCAGGCUCCUCCUACUCCAUCAGUGGGAUUCUGGGAAUCAGCUCACCUGCCGACGCAAACAAACGAAAGAGAGAUGAAACUCUACAGGAUUCUCCUUUGGCGAAUGGCCACGCCCACUCAGGCCGGGACUUCCUACGGAAGCAAAUGCGAGGAGAGCUCUUUACACCACAGCAGCUCGAGGUAUUGGACCAUGUCUUUGAUCGACAGCCAUAUCCCGACAUUUACCCCGUCCCUGACAGCAGCAGCUACAAGGCCGCCCAGACAUCCGAUUACUCGGCUAUGGCAUCUUUGGCUGGCGGACUGGAGGAGAUGAAGAACAGUUUGGCCAAUCAGACGGGAGCAGAACUGGGUUCCAGUGUUGCAGGGCCUCAAUCGUAUCCACUUGUGUCUGGUCGCGACCUGGCCAGCACCACGCUCCCUGGUUACCCUCCUCAUGUUCCUCCAACUGGGCAGGGUAGUUACUCCACACCCUCCCUCACAGGGAUGGUACCUGGAGGAGAUUUCUCUGGCAGUCCUUAUUCCCAUCCACAGUAUUCAACUUACAACGAAUCUUGGAGAUUUGCAAACCCCAGUCUACUAGUGUUCCAGCAGGAGUACGGUUCUUUACUGGGCUCGGAGAGAGCAGCUUCAUCAGGUCUGUUCCCUGGCCAAACCCCACAACCUACAGGAUCUCCAUACUACUAUAGCGCAGCCACACGGGGAGCAGGAACAGCUGCCACAGCUACUGCCACUGCCUAUGACCGCCACUGACCAGCCGGACAGAGCAGAGGAGGAACGGUGGAGGAGUGAGCCAAACGAAAAGAAAGAGGAGCGAGAACGGAUUGAUAGCAGCCACGCAAGACUGUCUAACUUAGGAGCAAAGAAACGAAGGCGGAGCAGGAAGGAGAAAGAAGAAAGAAAGAAGAGGUGACAAUGUUUUCCUGCCGAUUACAAUCAAUGGUCCAGUCAGUAGCUUCGACCGAUGUUUCUCAUUUCUGUUGAUUAGUGGAAAGUAUACACCCAAUCACCUGUAUUCCUGUGGUCUCGGCUCACACGAAAUCUGUUAUUGCUUUGAUUUAUCUUCUGUCAUUAAAGCCUUGCUUAUCCUAUCGUCUUUGCAUCUCUAUGCAGUCUGUUCUUAGAGAUGAUCAGGUGUUGGGAGUCGGUAUACCAGACAAUCUACUAGUGGCAGCUUGAGAUGACCUACGUACGUGAUUUGAGUUAAUUUUUGAGUCAUUUUUAUCCAAUGUGUGAAUGUGGCGUCAUAAUCUGUGGCGGGCUUAUUGUCUGUUAAAAACCAUGAAUUGUUUCGGAGAGAACCUAACGUAUCAAGUGAACGGGGAUUUAACAGAGUUGGACAGAUAACUCAGGUCGGAAUAUUGGCAUUAUUUACAUUCAAAUUAGCCAGCGUGAAGGACAGACCCAUUUCACUAUUGAUCAUGGGACGCGUCCGCUCGAAAAUGUAGCAUAAAUACGGAUGAGACUAUACUGGAAGAUGCGGCAAUCAGCCCUGAUGCAUAAGCACAAGAAUACUUGAGCCCUCUGUUGUAAUCUAGGAACCAUUUAGACAUAAUGGACUCCUUAUAAACCGAAUUACACGACAAAUGGGACUGUUUUGUGUAAUAUGUUGGAAAAGUGCAGCAGGAUUUAAAUGUUUAAGCACUGUCGCAUUGAACGAGAGCAUCAGUAUUUUAAAAGACUCCUCUCCUUCCUCUAUGUAGAUAAAUACUAUUUACGUACGUACUGAAUACCCUUAUUCAACUGUACAUUAGUAAGAGUUAUAGCUAUUUAUGAUGGAGAGUAAUAUAUAUAAUUGUGUGUAAAAGUUUACCGCGGACAAAUGCUACAAUGCUACUGCUAGCUAAAGAUGUUGCCGUUGAAUACGUAGCUGGUUCUCUUUUUAAACCCCCGAUGUUUCAUUCCAAAAACAAAUCAGUUGCAAUUAAAAAGCACUGGCAAGCUUUUGUGAAGUUGCUCCAUUUUAGAAGGGGAAAACCAUUAGCGAUGCUACUUCCCCUAACAGGAAGUGAUGUCACACUGUCUGUCCCUUCAAAUCAUUUCCUUAGCCUCCCCAAAGAUACUCUUCAGUAGUGCAAAUAGACACUCUUAAAAGCACAAAGUGACAAUUUUUUUUUUUUCACGCUAUUUCUCUCUGAGUGCAUUUGUUUUUGAUUAUUCCCUUCAUCCAUACUGCGCCAAGACAAUGCAUGAGACCAAGGUGGAGGCCUUACCAAACUCUCUAUGUAGCAACAUCAUGCUGUACAUCCUUCCUGUUUGUCUGUCUGAGAUAUCCUGUACAUCUAUCACUUACAAUGACAAGAGCUUUUGAUAUCAUUAUUGACUGAUAUAUUGAUAUCUAACUUUAGAUUCUAGUAGACAAGAAAAGACUAAAAGUGUGCUUUAUUUAGCUAUUGUCCGUGAUGAGUGUUUCCAGUUCUUAAUUUUCUUGCUUUUUUUUUCAAUACGCUGUGCAUUGCUGAGUAGCUUUCGAAAAAGCAGAACACUGUAGUUUUAGUAGUGAGACACAAGCACCAAAAUUUGAUGUGAAAUGAGAAAAAAAUGACAAACCUAUGAAUAUAUACAUAUAUAAGUUGAUAGUUUUUAUGUUGUUGCUCUGGAUUGUAAAGUAGUAAUAGGAUUACAUUUGUUUGUAGAGACCAUAAGUUGCAUGUUAUGCAACUCUAAAGAAACCCUUGAUGCCGUUUCACCACUAAUGACUACUGGUGAACUUUGACCUUUUAAACUUUUAGUCAGAGGCAUUAUGAACCUGAAAUACACCAGCUGAAAUCAAGGACAGUGCCUUUAUUUUUCUACCGAGUCAUCCAGAAUGACCAUGUGUCACUAAAUUGCAAAAUUGUCUGCAUGACAUAAUGAGAUCACAGCUUAAACCAACCAAUCAACGAACAGAUACUACACUACCAAUCAUUUUAGCAGCAUUUUUUUUACAUGCUAAUUUUACAAUCUAAUUAAAACCCAUUUCAUAUCCACUAAUAUGCACCUAUUUAAUAUUUAACAUCAAGGUAGAAACAAGUAUCCUUUAUAAAACAAUGAUCUAUCAUUGACGAUAUAAAACAGAAAUCUAAAAACAACGAUUCAAUAAAAGAUUUAGUCAAAAUUCACAUAUUCAGAGACCCAACUUAUCUAUAUGACAUGAUGGAACAAUAAACUCCUGAUGGUAAUUCCAUUCUCUUAAAGGGAAAGUUCACCCAAAUAUAUGAACCCUCAUCAUUUACUCAACCAAAUGGUAUUCCAAAUGGUUUCACUGGACCACACUGACUUUGAUUGUAUGGACAAUAAAAACAGGGACAAUACAUUUUUCAAAAUGACGUCUUUUGUGUUUCAAAGAAGAAAACAUGCAUAUAGGUUUGGAACAUUAUGAGUGGAUUUUGGGUGAACUAUUCCUUCAAGCACUGAAAAUGAAUAUUAGAUUAACUGUAAAAGGGAUUGUCUUGUCAUUUAUAUAAAUAUAUAUUUAAAUGGACGUUCUGGGUGUUCCUGUUGGAUUAAUGUAGAGAGAUACAAAUGAAAAACACACACAGUCCUUUUGUCCUUCGUCAGGUCGUGAAUAUGCCACACCUCUCCAUUGACAUGAUCAAAACGUGCUGCACCAGCAAAAUCGAACACCCCUUUCUCAUUUCGCAUCCCCUCUUAUUUCAAUUUCUUAUUUCCACCCCCACCACCAUUUAACUCCAUUUGCCUUUCUGGUGCACCUUUAAUCUGAUCAGAUCUUCCUAACCCCUUCCUUCAAUGCCAUCAGGAUUACAAAUUCUACAAAUUGGCUGUUGAUCACCUUUGUGUAAAUUCCCCAUUUUUUCUGAGAAGACUAUAGUUGCCAUAUUUCCUAUUUUUAUAUAUAGGAAAUAUACCAAAUUGUAUAACUAUUGUUUAAAAAGCACGUCACAAUAUUAGCAGUUAAUAAUAUAUAUGCAUCCAUGUUUUCCUUUGCACAUUUCAGUUUUUAAAACAACCUGCAUUUUAAGUUGUAAACAGCAUGCAUAAAAAAAAAAAAUUCUUGUUUUAGAUCACUGGCAGACAAAAGUGAUGUGACAUACAGCCAACGUAAAGGUAAAUUAAUUAGUACUAUUUUUCUCAGACUCUCUAAUUAAAAAAAGUGGCAAAAUAAAUACCCGGCUUUCAAUUAUACCUUAAAACAAAGUAAUUUACUGUCUAAAUAUGGUAUAGUAAUGACUUCAUAUUUAAAAUAUUUCUAAAGCAAAUGCUGAGCAUCAUAACUGAUACUCAUUCAUUCAGUGAACAGACCCCAAUUUAAUUUCAGCGUUCCAAUCUUUUCAUCUAUUCACAUCGAAAUAAAAUGAGAGCCAAAUACUAUAUGACUUCACUUUGUUUUCCAAAAAAAAAAAAAAAAUUCAAAUUUGGUUUAAAAUUCUAACACAGGAAUAUAUUAAGUAAUGUAUUGAUUCUAAAAGCGGUAUGUCCAGAUCAACAUUAAAGGUUUCCCAAUUUAAAAGGCAGACUUUAAGCAAAAUCAAUAAAUAAAUAAAAACAGAGGACUUGGUAAUCACCUUAUAGUGGCCUUCUGUGUACAAUCGGAAGCUCCAACUGUAAUUACUUGCUAAUAGUUUCUUUCCCAAGGGGUUCAUAAGUAUUUUUUACUCAGUUUUUGAAGUAAAGAGUAAAGAUUUUAAGAAAGCUUGAGACGUUUUGUCAAAUUUGAUAACAGCAAUCAGUUCAAUUCAAAGGAAACAGAAAAAGUCAGACCAAUAACAUAUCUGUAGCAUCCAUCCGAAGUUAGAGAUGCUUGGUUUAAAAGUAUUUUCUGGUGAUCAUUGCAAAAAUAUUCAAAUUAUGAAAUAACCAACAUGACAGAAAGAUGAAGGCAACAGAUGUUUGCAACGAGUAAAUGGAUGAACUGCUUCUUUAAGAAAUGUGUAUGUUUUUUAUUGAAUUUUCUAGUAGUAAAAAAAAAAAAAAAAAUCUUGGUGUUUUUCUCUGCGUGUCGUGCGUUGUCUUAAUAUUUGAAUGUAUUUACUGCAGAACAAAAUUUGCCAAAGAUAUCAUGCCACUUGAUUUCAAUCUUUUUUGGUUCUUCAUGACUUAUUUCUUGAUUUUAUUCAAAAUCUGUCCACAAGCUGGAAAUACAUGUGAUUUGAUAUUGAUUUUCUAAUGGAAUCAAAUUGUUAUUGUUAUAUUAUUAUUGUUAUGAUGAUGAUUUUUGUUUGUUUGUUUUCCUGUCGUUCAGGGUUAUUCAAUUGUCUGGCAUUCCUCCUAAUCCCUGAUACAGGGUCAUAGGCUACUCUGUGUAUGUGCAUAUGAGUGAAUGUUGUUUGUGUAUUAUCAAUUCACGUAUGUUGUAAUGUGAAACUAAGAAGUAAUUAUUUGUAAAUAUUGGCCAUAAUUUUAUUGGUUCAUCAGAAUAAAAGUAAUUUUUUAAGUU
Molecule: messenger RNA, 7178 nt
Organism: Carassius auratus (goldfish)
Lineage: Eukaryota; Metazoa; Chordata; Actinopteri; Cypriniformes; Cyprinidae
Gene: pax5
Product: paired box 5
Exons: 11
Coding region: 1286-2554 (422 amino acids)
Biological process (GO): regulation of transcription by RNA polymerase II; anatomical structure development
Molecular function (GO): DNA-binding transcription factor activity, RNA polymerase II-specific; RNA polymerase II cis-regulatory region sequence-specific DNA binding
Source: RefSeq, a predicted model, not a curated record